Molecule: messenger RNA, 1630 nt
Organism: Sorex araneus (European shrew)
Lineage: Eukaryota; Metazoa; Chordata; Mammalia; Eulipotyphla; Soricidae
Gene: MLKL
Product: mixed lineage kinase domain like pseudokinase
Exons: 11
Coding region: 104-1528 (474 amino acids)
Biological process (GO): protein phosphorylation; cell surface receptor signaling pathway
Molecular function (GO): protein kinase activity; ATP binding
Source: RefSeq, a predicted model, not a curated record
CCACUGCUGACAACCCACCGGCCACCUCCGGGUCUUGGGAAUCCCCCGCGUGCGCAGACUUCGCCCCAGAGGCGGCGGUGGUGUGUUCUGGAAGGACGCGCGGAUGGCGGGGACGCAGUUUCCACCAGGUAUGGCUUCAUUGGGGAAUAUCUUCUCUGUGGCCAACGCCAUCUACAAAAUGUGUGAAGAGAUGAAAUACUGCCAGAAACAGUGCAGGCGCCUGGAGCACCGGGUCAGGGGCCUGGUGCAGCCGCUGCAGAAGCUGCAGGCCCAGGGAGAGGAGUGUCUGCCUCGGGAUGUAGUCGCCGCCCUCAGCCGCUUCCAUGAUGCCCUGGAGGAAGCGAAGCAGCAGGUGGAAAAAUUCAGCAAUAUGUCUAACAUCAAGAAGUUUCUAAGCGCAAACCGAAACAAAGUCCUCUUCAAAGAUGUGAAUAAGAGUCUGAGCCACGCCUGGGAGCAGCUGUCCCUCACGCUGCAGACACAUCAGCUCCUGCAGCUGACCCGCACUAGCUACAGGACCUCCUGGAGACAGGAAGACCAGCAGGACGCAGAGGACGACGGUCGAGCCCUCGAGGAUGAAAUCAAAAUGAGAGGAGAAGAAGAAGACUGGAGGGAAUUUAGAACAAACCUGAAGAAAACUUGGGAAGCCAUGGAGCGCUUAGAGAAAUCCAGGAGGGCACUCCCACAAGAACCAGCCAAGGAAAUUAAGAAGGAGGAGUUUACAGGACGGGAAUGGAUCCUACUAAGGGAAAAUGAAUCCAGUAGAAUUUAUCGAGGAGAAUACUAUAACUCUUCUGUGGCCAUAAAGGUAUUCAAGUCCCAAGAGGAAAGUGUUGAAGUGGUGAGAAGGACUUUUAAUAAGGAGAUCAGCACCAUGAAGAAAUUUGAUUCUCCCAAUAUCCUGCGUAUCUUUGGGAUUUUCAUUGAUGAGACAGGGACUGUCCCACAAUUCUCCAUCGUCAUGGAGUACUGUGAGCUCGGCAGCCUCAGGGACCUGCUGGCUUCCAGGAAGGACCUGACGCUGGCUCAGCGCGUCAUCCUGAUGCACGGCGCCGCCACAGGCUUGUUCAGGCUGCACGAGAAUGACAAGCCUGAGCUCCACCGAAAAAUCAGCAGCGCCAGCUUCCUCGUGGCAGAAGGCUUUCGGGUGAAGCUGGCAGGGUUUGAGUUGAGCAAAACACAGACUUCCAUCAGAAGAGAAACGAAAAGGAAAAGAGACGAGGGAAUCAAUUCCUCAGCAUACCGCUCGCCUGAGCGACUGGAGAAUACCUAUUAUAUAUAUGACAUGAAAGCCGAAAUAUACAGCUUUGGGAUUGUCCUCUGGGAAAUUGCUACCGGGAAGAUCCCAUUUGAAGGCUGUAAUUCUGAGACUCUGUACCAACGGGUGGUUAAAAACCGGCACCAGGAACCAUUGGGUGAAGACUGCCCUUGCGAGUUGCAGGAGAUCAUUAACAGAUGCCGGGCUUACGAACCCUCGGAGCGACCAAAGAUUAAGGAAAUCACUGAAAUGCUGUCUUCCCUUGGCUGAAACUGAGACUAUGGAGUCCCUGGAUGAGAAGCAGAAAGAGGCACGGCUCUCUCAUAGUAUUUGUGGUCACAAGAAGGCAUUACUUUUAUGUCACAAACAGAA